Aspergillus aculeatus ATCC 16872 is the source of this 1029-nucleotide messenger RNA. RefSeq lists its product as uncharacterized. Bases 1 to 1029 code for a protein of 342 amino acids. NCBI's taxonomy places the organism in Eukaryota, Fungi, Ascomycota, Eurotiomycetes, Eurotiales, Aspergillaceae. The record is from RefSeq and is a predicted model, not a curated record. The transcript has a single exon.
AUGGCGCAACAUCCACGCUCCGGUUUUGUUGGACGUUUUAUGAAUUUGUUGCCCCGUGCACAACGUGAGCAACAUGAGCAGCAUCAUUUCCCCCCUAUGACCUCACCGGGGGUUUUUCCCCCGACGACCCCUGGGAUGCUGCCGGGCGGAGAUUUAGAGGCAAUGGGUGCCGCCGCAAUGCCACCUCCUGUCCCGCCGCCGCCGUCGCCGCCGCAGCAGCAGCAACCACAACAGCACCACCACUCCUACCACCCACAGCAACAACAACAACCCCGCCACCUGACCAUCUCCACCACCGACAUCGGAUCCCUCAUUCCGCCGCAGGACAAAUUACUCGUCUUCCGCGCGUUGACGGGGAUCGACAGCAUCCCCGCGCUAACGACACUGCAACACUACCGCCGCACGGCGCCCAACAUCGGCAUCUACACCCGCGUCGUCAAGGCGGAGCACUCGGCGGAGCGGCGAUACCGGUUUUUUAGUGUCUUGAUCAACGUGUGCCUGGGGAUCCAGAUCGUGGUGGCAGCGGCCCUGACGGCGCUGGGCGCCGCCAGCGGGCCGCACUCGGCGGUGACGGCAUUUGGGGCGAUCAAUACGAUCAUGGCGGGGGUGCUCACGUACCUCAAGGGCUCUGGGUUGCCCGACCGGCUGAAACACUAUCAGAACGAGUGGCGCAACAUCCGCGAGUACAUCGAGCAGCGCGAGCGCGAGCUUUGUUUGAGUGGCUGCGAGCUGGACAUCCAGGAGGAGAUCCACAUCAUCGAGUACAUGUACGAGGGGGUGAAGCGCGAGAUCGACCAGACGAAAAGCACGGAGAAUCGGGCGGCGCCGCGCGAGGGGGGCCCGAACCGCCGGAUGUUCUAUCCGCAGCAUAGACAGCAACAGCAACAGCCGCAGCAGGUGCAGCAGAUGCAGCAGCAACAGCAACAGGGCCCGAUGUAUCCUCCACCGCAACCACGCUCACCGUAUCCCAAUGAACCGUAUGUAGUGGAGAGGGUUCGGAGUCCGGCGCCGACGGAGGGCAAGCCGUGA